UCAAAGAAGGAAGGCAUACUUAAGGUACUGCUCGCCACAAAUACUGAGGGCUGGAAGAUUAUGCUAAAUGAUCAGUUAGUAAUUGAACUGGCCAACAACCCAAGAGUGAAGGUGUAUAGACUUGUACCAAGGAGCACUCAAGAAGAGAGAGACCAGGCUAAGAAGUCAAAUAUUGAACUGGUUAAUGCAAAAAAGAGGAUUGGUUAUUCUGAAGAGGAGCUUAUUGCAUACCCUCCUGACGAUCUCGAUAUUGAUAUUCUCAUCAUGCACUCUUAUGAGCAUAACCUUGGAAAACAAGCCCAAGAUAUAAAGGAAAAAAAGAAUUGCAAGUGGGUUCAUGUUGUUCAUACCAUCAGUGCAGAACUGGCGAAUUACAUGCAGAAAGUAUCCAGCACAGAUGCAGCCAAUCCAGAUUGGUUGUCAGAUCAUGAAUUGCAGUUAGCUCUUUGUGAAGAAGCUGACAUUAUCAUUGCCAUUGGUCCUAAAGUAGCUGAUGCUUACAUACAUGCUCUGAGUCAUUGUGGAAAGCACAAAGAUGUGAUUACUAUGACACCUGGAAUCAUCCAUGAUCUAGCUGGUGUUCAGACAGGUUGUGAGGGUGGAGAAAAGUUCCAUGUCAUGAUCAGUGCAACAUAUCCGUCAAAGUAUUUCAAAGUUAAAGGCUGUGAUAUUGCAGCUAAAGCAAUCACAUUAUUGAAAGACUUAUCAUACAAUCUUAUAUUUGUUGUUUUGCCCAAAGACAAUGCCGAAGUUCUGAGAAGUCAACUUAAGGGGUUAAUCAGUUUAAGUCAAUUCACUGUCAAACAUGUCCCAAGGAGCACUGAAAAUUGGAGAAAGCAGCUUUGCCAAGUUGAUCUUGUCAUCUUGCCUUCAGCAGAGGGUUUUGGAACAAGUUGUGUCCGUGCCAUUUCUGCAGGUGUCCCUGUCCUCAGCAGUGGAAACAGUGGAUUUGGUAUGGCACUUAAAAAGUUGCCAUCAGGAAAAAUGCAUGUAUUGGAUUCGGAAGACCCACAGGAAUGGGCCGACAAGAUCAGGGAACUGCGGAACAAGGAACCAACACAACUGGCUGAUGAGGCAAAGCAGCUUCGGGAAGAGUACGUGAGACAAUAUUGCUGGAAAGACCAAUGUGAUAAACUUGUAGACAAAAUGAUGGAGAUUGUCCCAAGCAAAGACGGUAUGUCCUGAUUUGGGUUAUGUCACUCAGUCACUCAAGCUUCAUGCCUAUUUUAAAAAGUGGGACCUAACAGCUCACUUUUUUUGUAAGGUGCUAGUAGUCCUUAAGCAUUGUUGGGAGGGUGAGCAUACCAAUGCUUUCCUUGAAUAAGCAUUCCUUUCUCCUUACUUUGUCAAAAAGUUAGGCAAUCAUAGGGAAAACUUUUUUCUUUGCUCACUUUUGUAUAAAGGUUGACUACAAUAAUAUUUUUGUAUUGUUUGGAUCCACCCCAGUCAUCUCUGUCUCUACGUACUUGCAGAGUCCUUUUAAAACGUGUAUUGUUUUUCAUACAUAAUUAUGUUGUAGUUAAAAAUUUGCAUCAGGUAACAUUAUAUUUUAACUGAUCGAAAAUUUUGUUAUACCUUUUUCCAUUAAUUUUUUUCUCCUUUUCUCAUCCUUCACACACAAAAAGAGGGAUUCUGACCGCAUCGCACUUUCUUCUGAUACACCAUCCUUCUUGUUGUCCACUAGACAACACAUGACUGCAAAUUCCCUGAUUUUGCUUUAAAUUUUAGAAUAAUAAUUAUUAUUCCUGUGUCAUUCCCACACUUACUGUAACUCUCAUAUCUACAACAUGAUUUGAAAAUUGCGGACCAGUAGUAAUUUUCUCUUGACAAAAUCCCAAGUCAUGACACAAGAAAACUUUAUGGGAAUUAACAAAGUGAUCACCGAAGGAAAAUCCUUUAUCUAUUGUCAAUUAUUGAAACUAUUAAUAAUUGUUAAGGAAAUGUGUAGAGAUUAGUCUGAGGAAUUUGUAUGUGGAUGUUGGGGAAGAAAUUUUGCACUUUAUAUGGGUCAAUUAAUGCAGGUUUUACUAUUUUGCUAGUAACUAAAUGAUCUAGGGAAACAGAAAUUGGAGGCAAGAAGGGAAUUAACACAAACUUAACACUCCCCUUUGAUGUAGCAGGUGUUUUUAUAAAUACCUCCACCCACCUUUUAUGUGUUUGAUUAUUGAUGCAUAGUAUAAAAAUGAUCUGUUCAUUCCUUUUUUUUAACAAAGAGAGCCAAAAAGUGGGAGUUGAGCAUACAGAGAAGACUACACAAGCAGUGAAGUACGCUGAGAGUGGAAUGCAACAAUUAGAAAUCAAGAAUUUGGGGGAGCAAGAACAUGACACUGUAGAUGAGGGAGAUAAGAAUCCAGACAGCAGGAUGGGGCAAGAGAAUGAGGAAUGCGUUGAAUCUGAGGUGGACAAACUGCACAUGCCACAUCAAGAGGAGGGCAUUGGCGUUACAAAGACAAGUGUAGAAGAGACUGGUGUUACAGAUCAGAAAUCUGAUUCUUUGGCCCAAAAGAACAUUGCACAUGAUGCAGUCGAUGCAGGUAUUGGUCCGCAAACGAAGAGGUCGAGAUUGUCAACCAAUGUCAAAAACAUUCCUUAUGCUCUUCUUGGUAGGAUCUGCUUGAAACUGAAUACAACAAGUGACCUUCACUUCAACGAUUUCCGAAUGCUUGGAGAACUAAUGGAAAUUGAAAGAGACUAUAUAGAAUUUUGUGCACAGCCGCGAAACUCAAAUCCGACCCAUAAAAUUCUUACUCGUUGGUGGCAAACAACUCGAGAACCAACCGUGGAGAAGCUUAUUGAAAUGUUAAAGAACGAAUACAUGCACAGGAUGGACGUUGUAGAGAUUCUGGAGGACUGGGUUGAAAAGGGAUAUUCAAAAUAACUGCAACAAAAAUUGAGUGAUGAAGCAUUGGAAAACAUAAUGCUACAUGACUGUACUGUAAGUGUACGCACUGUCUGGUCAUUUUUUACUCAGAGUGGAACUCCCCCUUAACUGUACUGUAAGUGUACACACUGUCUGGUCAUUUUUUACUCAGAGUGGAACUCCCCCUGUCACGGAAGAUUUUACAUGUAAAGGAAACAAGAACUUGAUAGUUUUCAAGGUAUAAAAUUGGGAAUAUCCAGGACUAAUUUCUAAAAUGUGAAAGAAUGAUUUUUGGUAUUUUAUCAAAUGCCCGAUAAUUUUUAUAACUAAAUGUUUUGAGUACGAUAAUGUCAUUUACAGUGAACAGUGAAGGUAUAAAUAGAAAUAAUGAUUUAUAAUAAUCUUAUGGUAAUAAUUUUUAAAAAUGUUAAUAGGUUACCAUGAUGCUAAAUGCGAAUUUCAAAUCAGUUAUCUUAGGCCCCGUCCAUAUGUAUCCGGAUAUUUUUGAAUCCGCAACUUUUUCUUUCCGGAUUCAAAAAUUUCUCGGUCCACACGUAGUCAAAUCCAAUCGAAUUCGCCCGUCCGGCCACACGCAUACGAUGGUACCCGGAUUCACUCUAGAGCCCAGAGCUAGUUGGAGAGAAUUCUUCUAACUUUCUUCCCUUCAGCUUCAUAAAGGCACACUCGAUCACCAAUCGUCGGCGACGGGGUUGUGUUCCCACCCGGGUGUUUCCAGCCGUUUCAACUGUCUUUGGCGUGUCUUUGGCGUCCGAUUCGUCAAUCAGACACCGAUAGAAGCUUGACAAUGUCGACCCGCUGUUUCACAUAGUUUACGUGUACAGUUAACAUGGCUAAAUUUACCUGCAUACAGGCUACAAGACUUGAAAUGAGUCCGGGAAGAAGAGAAAUUAGGGCUACACGUUGUGCCGCCAUAUUGGUUUAUUAUUCGGUAAGAGACUGGACACGAUUUUGCUACGUCAUCGGUUCUGGGGAAAAGGGGAAAGAUGGAAGCGAAGCAGGCGGUGUGCGUCACGAGAUUUAACCAAUCAGAAUGCGUUAUUUUCGGAGUAGAUUUCGUGCUCGAGAAGAGCAGUUUUGAGAGGUACACGAGUUGAGAUUUUCGUCGUUUUUGAAGAUUGUAAUCAUUUUUUCUUAAUCAAAAUUCGCUAUAAAGUUAGCGAAUUAAUUUAUCUUAGUGCUGGUGCAGUUAUUUUUUAAGAAGAAACGUUUAUUCGGCUUUGCGACCAUUUCAAAGGUGACGGUCUCGUGUGAGACGCCAUGUUGUUUUGGUUGUAAAUUUCACUGCUUUUCUUGGACUUGUAGCUCCUUACUGUUAUUGAUUGUUGUCAAUAUUUUCGGUCCGUUAGUGAGUUUAAGUAGUCUUCUUUGACAAUUUCGGGGUCUACCUGGGUCUACCCCGUCGGGUUUUCCCGCUAGAGGCCGUGGAGGACACACUGGUAUGAAGAGAUCGACCCAGCCAAGUGGCUCCACUCCCGGGAAACCGGCUGGUAAAGUCAACAGAACUGGAGGUCAAAAUAACAUCAAAUCGAGAAAGAAUUUGUUUAAUUUCAAGCCAGAAAAGGUAAAAAGAGUCGAAUUACACGAAUUCCUUCUGAUUUUGUAUUUGAGUCAGUUAAAUGGUCUUUUAUAAGAUACUUAUUUGUCAUUAUUGAAGAAUGUUUUUCACGUGUGAAUAAAUUAUACAUGUACAAAUGUAGCCUCCAACAAGAGAUUGGCCAGUAUCCAUAGAUUGUGGAUUAGAAUCCAUUAUUUCUUGUAGUUUUACUCAGAUAACAUUAGCAGUAAUUUUAUGUUUUCACACUCGCACUGUGAUGAAAUGAAACAUUUGACAAAAUUUUAAAAAAAAAAUCAUAAAAUAAAGUGUGGCUUUAGAGAUGUUACACCAGCCACCUCCACCACAGGGUUUAUCAAGGAUGUCUUUUUGUUUGUGUGUUUAUAUGUAGGUUUACUUAUGUUACCAUUUAUUUAAUAUCUUCAAGGUCCCUCAUCCACCUCAGUCCCCAGUUUGGUCUGUGGAGGAAAGGCGAGCAUUGGUUGAGUAUAUUCAAUGUACCUUUUGGCAUCCAUAAGCAAGAAGGUCGGAAUCCUCUGAGAUUGCAAUAUCUACAUAGCCAUGCUCAUAAAGUAAUGCUAUCUCUGCAUCAGCCUCGUACGGAGCUACCACAUAAUCAAUAGACUUUUGUCGGCAAGUCUAUAAAUGAAAAGAAUAAAAAAUUAUCUUAACGAGGUCAUUCAAUUUUUAAUUAAAAACAAUACAAUAUUUAAUUAUUAAGAAGUCUAGAAAAAAAUGUAUUUUAAGCUUACUGAAAUGAUAAACUUUAUGCCAAAAUUGAGACUUAGACUUACUUGAAUAAACCCACAGACGAGAUCGUGGUUAAUUUCUGCAGCUGCAGCCAAAGCGUUUCUUGCCUCAGUCACCUUUCCACUGCGCCGAAGUUGGUCAGCUUUUUGCUGUUGUUGUUUUUUUUUGCCUAAAGGAAGAAGAUUUAUGGGAGAUCAAUGUCUGCUGAAAAAAAAUCAUUUCUACUAAAGAAAAUUAGACAAAAGGCUUAAAUAUUUGAACUGAGCUUCAACUGUCAAUGCAAAAAAAUUCUCUCACAUUGCUCUGUUAUCACGCUCUCUGUCCUUGCCCGGUAGCGGCAAUCCGUCGAACACGACCAACGGUCGAAUUUUAUUCCUUUCCAGUAGAUCCAGAUAAGAAUUGCAGAUCUCCUUCACUCUAAGAAGUAAAAACAUUAGUUAAAAUGCAAUACAAAUUAAGACAUAGUAAAACUUUCAUAUUAAAAGUUCUCACCUUCGAUCGUCUCCGAAUUGCGAAUAACUGAUCGCAAUGGCCUUGUGUAACCAACAAGACGCAUCUACGGCCGCCACGAGACCUUUAAAACUGUCUAAAUAGCUGUUUUCAGUGACGUCUUUCAGAAAAGGAAGCAAGGUUUUAAUUCCCAUUCUAUUGUCUCUGUAUGUGCCAAGAGCUCGCUGAGAUGUUCACUCGCUGGUGUCAAGCGAGAAAUGAGCGCCGCCACAUUUUUACCACAUUUUUACCCAUCACGUAUUGCGGGUCGUGACGCACACCGCCUGGUCGGAAGCGAAAGGGAGAGAGCCCCUCCCCCAUCUAAAAUCUCCUCUCCCCUAGCCCCUUAGGAAGGCCUGAUACUCAGGCUAAUUCGUUGCGGAUUUAUUUUUUUUCCUCUCUGGGCCGGGUUGUUCAAAGCUGGGUUAAGAUAACCCAGGGUUAGCGCAAAAUUUGAAUUCAGAUGUGAAAGCUUCAAAAGCAAAUUUAGUUUAAUUCUUUUUGUCAACAAGUUGAUGAUCGCAUGCUCUUAAAAAGAAACGGGACAAUUAUCUAAGAAAAGGCUUUUGAACAAAAGAAGAAGAAGCCCGGGUUAAACUUAACCCUGGGUUAAGCGCUAAUCGGCCUUCGAACAACUGGGCCCUGGAGAGCGGAUUCGAAAAUAUCCGGAUUCGCUGCCGAAUUCGCCGGAUGCGUGUGGACGGAAGCCGUACCCGGAAAGAAAAAGUUGCCGAUUCAAAAAUAUCCGGAUACGUGUGGACGAGGCCUUUACUUAUUUGCUCAGAGUUUCGGAAAACAGAGAGCCAGUGUACAUGAAACAUACAAAUGUGUGUUACUUCAAAAGCAUUCUAGCUUGCGAACAAACCUCUCCAAGUGUGGCGAGCAAAGCUAGCCGCGAGAGAACACGCUCCACUCCUCGCAAUCGCGUCUCUUAUUGCGUGCGGCUCUCGCGUGACCACUCGCGACCUCCCCAAACGGAGAUCUUGCUCACAGGCUGAAAGCGUUCGUGAAUCAAAACUUCAAGUUUUUGUUUCAGGACUCUAAACCAGUUUUUUUUACAAGCAAUGGACAAGCGCUUCACAAGAGCGCAGGGUUUACCGCUGGAUGAUAGUUUUUAACCCUUUCUCUGCCAAAGGUAUGGCGGUGUUAUUUUAGUUGUUUAUGGUAACAUAUAUAGGUUUCCUUACAGUAUGGCAACCCUAGAUGGAUUAAGGCCCUCCUGGUGAGCAAUCUUUGGUCUCUUUGAGGUAAAUUGUCAAUGACUGCGUCGAAAUAUGAUAGGCUGAUGACUUAGGCAACAAGUGCCCUUGUAUGUCAAAAGCAAUUAUAUUUAAUUUUACAGUAAAACAAUCUCACAUUAACAGUAGGCGUAGCCUCCUGUCAUUAUAUAGAGUAUUUUAUGAUAUAGGCUACAUUAUAUUUAACUUUUAAAAUUUUUUAACCUGAAGUAUUGUAAAACAAUGCUAUAUCCUAGAAUAAGGGCAAGGCCAAACGUCGAACUUUUCGUGCGGCGAACCAUUCGAAGUGAGUUAAGUUUUUCUCAGACUAAGUUCCUCUGACUGAGUUUUCAAUGGACAAGCAAGUUCAGAUCCGUCCACUUCAGAAGGAUAGAUGGUGUAAAAAAAUGCUGAGCAUUAUUCAGUUGAAAAGAUAUUAAGCUGUUCGUCGGGACAACGAAAACUGUCCGUACGACUGUAAACUCUUUUGCGCCUGGAAAUUUUUUGUUCUUUUCAACUUAGUUCUAGGCUUAACGUUCGACUUUGAUCCAGCAGUUGAACUUAACUAUAUUCAGGCCAAAUGGCAAUUUGGUACGCCUCAUGACGUUUGGCCUUAGUCUAAGGUCGUGCUAGUAUCUGGAUGUAUUUCGUCCUAAAUAAUUAAAGAUAAAUUUUUUAUAAAAAAUAAUAUCAAUUCGAUGACUGUCUGCUUCUUCUAUGUAAAAGAUUUUAACGGCAGGUUAUGGUGCACCUCUAGUUUUCGGAGAGUAGGGUGUUUGUGUUAUAUCAAAUCAGAUAGUAAAUCUUGCAAUGCCGGAUGAGACGUACAGUGGAACUCGGUUAAUGCAACCACGGUUGGGCCAUAAAAUCCUGGUCGGAAUAACGAGGUAGAAGCAUUAACGGGGACUUCAAACUAAUAAAAAGACUCAGUGACUUUUACGUUUGGGUCGAAAGAAUAUGGUCGUAGUAAAUAGGUGGUCGUAUAAACGGGACGGUAAUAAGGCGGGGCUCUAAUUUCCUUUCUAUGUUAAGAUAUCCCCGAGAGAUCCAAGAGGAAUAUGCCAAGAAACCCAUUGCUGGUAAUUAUUGCAUUUACUGAUUCAUUCAAGAUUCACGUCUUUUUUUCUCAGGAAGCUGUUUCAAGGGCGUUUUUAUUUAUCCUUUAUUUCAUCCGUAAUGCUUGAAAUCUGAUUGGCUCCAAGCAUUGUGACUGUUCGCAAAUCACAAAAUUUUUGCAAAUAUGGGCACCGCAGUCCAUUGAACUCACUGCUAAACUUGAGCGCAUUCAAAGACUCUCCAUUAGGUUUAUUUUAAACCUGCCUUAUUCUUCAACUAUAAGCUACAAUAUUCUCGUCUACAAACUUUAAAUCUUUUACCUAUUUGCCAUUGGGACGAACUGUUGGACCUUAUCUUCUUUUUCAAAGUAACACAUUGUUUUGUCAACGUAGACCCCUCUGUCCUACCUGAUGUUCGCAAGUACAGAUGGACUAGCUAGAUCCACCACUACCAAUAAAGCCUGUUCCAGGUUCUCACAGAGUCUCUUUUCUUCAGAUUUUGUCAUUCUUAACAUUUCACACCGGCUCCUUUUAUUUUAACAGGGCCUGCUGUAAUUGGCCUCAGCUGUUGCAGUGUUCUUGCCAACCCCCUUCUUAAUUUACAGUUUAAUAACGUUGUAUGUUUUUUUUGUUUCUUCGGCGAAGCUAAUAAAAUAAAAUAAAAUAAUUAUCUCUCAUAUAGAAAAUAAGGUUUAAAAGUGUUUCCGGGUCCACUUUUUAACAAACUGGCAACAAUCAAUUUAAAAAUAUCUUGUAAAUUGUGCGAUUUUUUUAAAAUGUAUGUGGCUGGCUACAAUACACGUAGAGAACUGGGAUGGCCCCUCCCUCCUAGUCUGAAUAUCGCAUAAAUCAUCAAGGAGUGAAACAAACCAUUUUAACGUCUUUUUCAGAUGGUCAUGAAAAAUUUCAAUCACAACAAUUUUUUUGUAUACAAUUUCUCCUCACUCUGUAAAUAAAAAGGAAGGACUUCCAGAUUAGACUGCCGAGAAAAAAUUUUCAUCGAAAAAUACGGGUGGUACUUUUUGCUGGAUUUAAUAAUGUUAUUCCGACCACACAGAAGCGAAAAGGCCCGGCGGGGGGGGGGGGGGGGUACUCCCAUAUUGUUGGUUUUCACAUGACGUCACUAAAAUUCAAACUACAAAACUAUCGAUCCUACUGAGAUUUUACUUUCACUGUGUAUUAGAGCAGCUGAAAAAUAAUUUUCAAACAAAUUUUCGCUUCAAAAGGGUUCUUGGUUUUGUAAUAGAGUACGCUUGAAUCUCUAAGCUUUUGCGUGACGCAGCACUUACAUGACGGCCGAAAGAGCUAUCAUUUAAGUUAGAAAAGUGACUUUUUUCGUGGAAUUUUGCUAUCUAAACAGUUCAAGUAUUAGAAAAAGUAUUACUUUAAUGUUUGUGAGUUCCUCUAGGAGUAAAUUCACGCUUUUGUAGCAAACUCGGUAACAGAUGUUUCUGCUGGUUUCCGUCCGCCAUGUUGGAGCUCAUCCGGAUGAGCUCCAGCAUGGCGUCUCCAUACAAAGCUCUAUAAAUUUGGGUAAAACAUUUCCUGGGAUAUCUCGAUCGUAUACGAAUUAUUCCUUCGACCCAAAUCUUGGCGACGGUCUUUGUAUAUUUGCCUCCUUUCAUUUCCCAGAUUCUGGACUUUAUCUGUCGAAUGGUUUUGAUUUUUAUUUUGAUCUCAUUUGAAUGGUGUGACACUGAAAACCAGCAAUACGGGUAUGUGCCGCCCAACGGGGUCGUGAUUUUGAAGCUCCUGAUUUAGAACGGGGUAUCCCUUCAGAGGCGUUUUCUAGAACGGAGUAUAAAAAAUUGUGGAUCACGGCUUUACCUUCUGCUCAAAAUUGUUGCUGAUUAUGAAGAAGCAUUUAUUUGAUGUAUAAGUCGAACAAAUAAAGAAAUAUCUUUUUUUAAAAACAGGGCUAUUUCAAUUUACAAACUUUCUAGAACGGAGUAUAAAAAAUUGGCCCAUUUCUAGAACGGGGUAUCAGUUUUAGGGCGAAUUCUAAAACGGGGUAUAAAAAAUUGGCCUAUUUGUAGAAUGGGGUAUCAAUCUUAGGGGAAAUUUUUUUAGAACGGGGUGCCAAUUUGGAGUCCCGGGCGGCACACACACAGACGAGACCAGUCGCAAAAAUGGUUUCCCGCAUAUCGCCCACAAGUUACCCAGACGACAACUCAGACGGUCAACCAGACCUAGUGCCCAGUCCCUAUAGGCCCAGCGCCCAAGAGUCGCCAUGUUUGGACCCUUUCGGAAAUUUCUCUUCUGGUCAUUGUGGCUAGCUGAUAUUCUUGGGGGUUUGACUUGACAUGGAAAGUUCCGUAGGUAAGUUGAUAUUGUCUGUUAUUAAAUUGUUCAAUCCAUGCGCAAGUAUACUACAAAUAUUUCUGCCAUUUUAAAAGACGCGUAUUCUAGAAUUUUACCAUGACUUCAAAUCAAAGAAGAUUUGUGCUUUUAUGGUAUCACCGAUCUCAGCGAUCAGACCGCCUGAAAGGUGGAGCUGCUACGGUCACUAUUGUCAUUUCUCAUGCAUUUAUUUCCUUUAAUAUUUGCACGUAAGCAAAAGACGACAUGUCGACUGGACCAAUAUAUAACUUAAGUCAAUGAAUCAAUGAAGUUGUUUAGUAGCUUAUUUUCGUAUUAAGUAAAAAAAAAAAGAAAGCCAACAUUGCAUUGAGAGAACGUGGCCAGUUUUUUAACGACUAGUUGCAGUGACCGAAGCCUAAAUAGGGAUACAAUAAUAAUAAUAUAAUAAGCAUUCUUCAGCUAUUGUUUAUGUAUCAGUCAAUUCAAAACCGCCCAUGCCCCCCCGGAAAAACCCCCGGACAUUUGACUUUUUGGAAAAUUUUCGGUGAAAUUUCCCGGUAUGUCAGCAGUUUAAUUGGUCAAUACCCUGCUAGCGUGAGUUGCAGAUGUAAUUUUAAUUUUCUUGUCUGUGAAACAGCGCCAAUAUCCUUUUUCUGGGUAGGUUUGAUUUCCACCGCUCUCUUCGGCCCUCCCAGAGAAGAGACGGCUGGAUGCGUGAGUGGCCUAUCAUGUCUGUGACGUAAAUUCAAAAUUUAGUUUAAUUUAUGCAUCAUUACCAAACAACGGAAAUGGGAAAUGUCAUUAAAUACCAAAGACUUGCUGUGCUUUGCCUCUUGGUUGCUUUGGUAUUCGCCAUAAAAAUCAGCAGAAACAUGUACUGAUUUCAGAUGUUUACAUUGAUCUUUCUUUAGUGAAGUUUGGAGUGAAAUUACCACAGAAAUGGACUUGACAGUCAUCUCCUUCACAUUAGCUUUCAACAACCAUCGUUACAGACUGGAAAAUAAUUAAUGAUCCACAAUCUGUUGGUUGAAUUUCAAAAACAUACUUACCAUUUGCCAACUUCUCUAAGAUAACGCUUUUCUUUAUAAAUAUUUCAGUUUUUAAAGUUUUAAAACGAUUGCACGCCACAUAAAACAACACCUUUGCAUCCACCGUUUGAAAUCUGCUCCAGGAACAUAAAGUUAUGGUGCCUGCUGGAUUUGAGCAGGUAAUGAUCUGAUUGGUGGUAAUUGACAAUAGCAAACUCAUACACUUGUACGUCCAGCCAUUGGUUCAGGGGAGGAGUAUAGAUUCAUUUCCCGAACAGUGGCUGGUAAUCGAGCCAAUGGUCUGGGUCCCCAAUGGACUCAACAAAUUACCAAAAGUGCAUUUUAAAUUUUGUUUUAUCUUCAUUGGGAAAUUGAAAAUGGCUUUUUUAACAGGCCAAUCAUGGCACUUACUCAAAUCCUGGUACUCAGCUGGGGGCCCUGAACAAGGAUUUCGGUGCUGUUUUACGGAGGGACUUAACAAGAGUUUAGUUAUGUCUGUGACACAGGCUGAUGCCCCAACAGUUAGCUUUUCAAAAAGCAUCAAAUCCCCCACGCAUCAGUGACUAUUUGAAAAUUUUCCUGUGCAAAAACCAUUUGUUCAAGUGGAAAUAUCCAACUAAGUGCAACUGAAAUAUCUAAAGUCUUGGAAAGCUGUCAACUGGUGCAUUUGUGUCUCCACAUUCUCCAAUUUUUAAACUGUAAACCUCCCAUUGGCCUGCAUGGCAAGUAUGUGUUUACUCAAUGUGCAAGCAAGGCCCAUUUCAGUGGCUGGGUCACCAGCACUACAACACAGUUAUGUACUAUGUUGUCAUUGGCAAGUCUGACUCACGCUUUCCACAAAUGCUUUUCUCAAAGUUUUGCUUUUAAGAGUAAAUUAUUCAGUGACCAUCUUUGUUCAUAUGAUAUUUGGUAUUCUAAGUGAAGGUUCUUUAUAGAUUUCUUGUAGUAACAGUUGUUUCUCUAUCAGUUGCAAGUGUUUGCAGUUUCUGAUAGGAAUGUUUUAUGAGUCCCUGUUAGGGUAAAAAUUCUGACAAGUGAUAUAGCGACAAAGGACUGCAGAAAUGACAGAGAUGGGAAAAUGACAGAAAAAAAAUUGAAAUACAAUAGUAAAAUACCAACAGUGGUGUGGCUUCCUCCACAAUAUGCGAAAUAACAGGUUUUAAAGUUCAGACUAAGGACAUACAUACCGUAAAUGGCCUAAUAAACACCUGGGGCUGGGUCUAUUUAAUUUUAGGGGUUCAAAUGUGGGCAUUUAAUGGAUAGGAGGUGUUUAUUCUCAUUACUGUUUCAAACUCAACAAAAUCUAAUAUACUGCCUGCGAAAAUAUUACAGUGCUACACGCCUUACCGUUGCCACUUGACGAAAGUUUUAGAUAAAAUUUUGACAACUUUCUGAAACGGACUUAAGCAUCGACAAUGAAACGGAUGACGACGAGGCUUCGUAACCAAGGCAGACUGGGCCAAGGGUUUUGUUUUUGGUGGGGAAAAUGAAGUUUAAGCAGUGCAGCUUGCCAGACAGACGACGACUUUUUCUUUGUGAAGAAGUUUGUCCUGUUACAGUCUUGUUAUGGAAUUCAAAGGCCUUCACAAUUUGCAUCUCAUAAGCUAUGAUGAUGGUUAAAUCGAUGAUGGCGAAUUAAUAAUUAUUGUUCUUUACGACCUGUAUUAUUCGAUUUUGGAGGCCUUCUCUUCGUCGCGCAGCUUUUGUUUUUGUUUUGAAGUUAAAGUGAAUCCCAAUCUCGAGCUGCUGAAGAGAAUUCAGUGCUGCUGCAAUGUUCUCCCAUAUUUGUCCUCUGUCAGGGCUCCUCAUGGUUAAUUGUAACUCUUCCCUAAACAUGUCACACAUUAUCGGUACUGUAAAACCCAUUGUUGCUCAUCAUGUAAAGGCUUAUCGGCUGUCCUGAGUCCGUUAGAAAGAUAUUCUUGAUGUGCAUAAUUCUUGCUACCUAUCGCUGCAUCAAAGAAGAUAAUUUUGACUGUAAACUUUAAGUGUUGCCUGAUCCAGUCUUGUCACUUUUGGAAGCGUCGGCAGUCCGUGUUCCCUCUCUUCACCGGUUUCGUGUACAAUGUAAUUGUAGUAUUUUGUCGCUGCCUCUGCACACGUUUGUGGUCGUUGUGUUGACGAUGUUGCCUUUGCUGUGCUAAGCGAUGCUCUCUGCUUCGUGGUUUUCUUCUUUGAUCUGCUCACCGAUGAAUUUUAAUUGGCAUUCUCCAGAGGAGUUUCAAUGGAGCAAAUCGACUCUAGUUGUAGGCAAACAGACCGUAGGCAAAACGACUGGAUACCGCUUGCUAACAUGCCAAAUUCGCUGUCUUUGUUUAAUUCACAGUUUAGAGUUUGUUUUAAUCCAUUAACCAUGAGCAAUAUCUAUAAUAAUAUUUAUACUCCCUAUCUCAGUUUUAACCCUGUUGCCAUAAAAAGAUGAAACUUUUGAUAGCUGCAAUAAUAUUAACUUCGGCAAUCACGGAGCGUCUUUAAUUAGACUGUGUUUAUCGGUUACUAGUGCUGUUACUAGGGCUGUGACUGUGUUUAUCACUUAUUAGGGCUGUUACUGUGUUCGUUUCUGGUUUGUUUUUAAAUGACUUAGGAUGGAUCAAAUCGACUUUCUAUCUGGAUCGAAUCGACUUUGUUGAUAGAUCGAAACAACUUCUGUUUGGAUCAAAACGACUUUGGAUCGAUUAUUAUUUUAACAGUUUGUAGCGGCUGGGAACGAAACAUUAUUCUUCUCGAUUAGGUUCACUCAACAAAUGAGAAAUUGAAGCCAGGGUUCAUAUGGCCCACCCCUUGUGCUCAGAAUCAAAUUCCCCACCCCCUGGAAGACUAUGAUCAGCAUAUUCCCUAUCCUUGAGAAGGCAAAGGUUUCAAAUGCGUGGGGUACACCUGAAAGAUGUUGAAGCUUCAAUUUGACCGAUACAUAUUUUUAACAAUACAGUCGACUCCCGAUAACUCAAACCUUCAACGGAAAUCGAAAAAAGUUCAAGUUAUUGGGAGCUCAAAGAAAAUAGCCGAGAAAACAGUUUUUACUGCACAGUGAACAUUUUAAUCACAUUUAAUUUUAGAAAUGUCAAGUGAAAAUUAAAAGAUACUUCUAGAUUAUAAAUCAGAAUGUAACGUAACAAAACAUAGCUUAAAUAGAGCAUGCGUUUUACUGUUUUGAGAAGUAAAGCUGCUUCAAGUUAGCCUGUGACAAUCAACAUCAGCCUCCAUUAGUAAACUAUACUCCUACAACACGUUAAUAGGAAAUCCAAAAUUCAAUGUUUCGGACGCCAGUAGAUGGCUUUUUUCCCAACUUUUUAAGUGCUCAAAACAUGGUUCGAGUUAUGGAGGGUAAAAUAAUAUAGAAAAUGACCUGAGGGGAAACGAAAAUUUGUUCGAGUUAGCGGGAGUUCAAGUUAUCGAGGGUUCGAGUUACCGAGGGUAAAAUUACAGUAAAUGUAUGACGGAAAUCCAGGGGAAGUCGAUUUUGGUUCGAGUUAGCGCGAGGUUCAAGUUAGCGAGGGUUCGAGUUAUUGGGAGUCAACUGUAUUAAUUAAAAAAUAAUAUUGAUUCCAUUGAUGAUUGUAUCGACAGAGUGUUCUAAUUAAUUCCAAAUUUGCAGACUCAUGUUACACCCCUCCAAAGAGUGAAUGCGUACUGAAUAUAACAGUUGCUACAACUGCCAAGGGCUGGAACAUUGUAGCAAAUGAACAGUUAACCAGUGAACUAGCCAAAAACCCAAGGCUGAAGGUGUAUGGACUUGUACCAAGGAAUACCCAAGAACAGAGACUUGAGGCUAAAAAGUCAAAUAUUGAACUGGUAGAUUCAAAAAAGAUGAUUGGUAAUUACACAGAAGAGGACCUCAUUGCAUACCCUCCUGACAGUCUUGAUGUUGAUGUCCUUAUUAUCCACUCUUAUCCGUCUGACCUCGGGAAGCAAGCCCAAGUUAUAAAGGAAAAAAAGAAGUGCAAGUGGUUUCAUGUUGUUCAUACCAUCAGUGAAGACUUGGAGUUAUAUGUGAAGAAAGCAUCCAACCUAGGUAAAGCUGAUUCAGAGAAGAAGCCUGAGCAUGAGGUGCAGUUGGCUCUUUGUGAAGCAGCUGAUAUUGUGAUUGCAAUAGGCCCUAAGGUGGCUGAUGCUUACAAAACUGCUCUGCGUCAGUGUGAGAAGCAGAAAAAUGUGAUAACAAUGACACCUGGAAUAAUUCAUGAUCUUCUUGGUGUUCAGGACAUGAGUGAUGGUGGAGAAAAGUUUUGUGUCUUGAUCAGUGCAACAUAUCCAUCAAAGUAUUUUGAAAUUAAAGGCUGCCAUAUUGCGGCUAAAGCAAUCAAAUCAUUACAGGACUCAUCAUACCAUCUUACAUUUGUUGUUUUACCUGAUGAUGAUACUGGGUAUCUAAGACACAAACUUGAGGGGUUAAUUAGUCUUAAUCAACUCAAUAUCAGACCUGUCUCCAGGAGUAAUGAAGAAUGGAGAAAGCAGCUGUGCCAAGUUGAUCUUGUCAUCUUGCCUUCAGCAGAGGGUUUUGGAACAAGUUGUGUCCGUGCCAUUUCUGCGGGUGUUCCUGUCCUCAGCAGCGGAAACAGUGGAUUUGGUAUGGCACUAAAGAAGUUGCCAUCAGGAAGAAUGCAUAUAUUGGAUUCAGAAGACCCACAGCAAUGGGCAGACAAGAUCAGGGAACUCAGGGACAAGGGACGAACACAACUGACUCGUGAGGCAAAGCAGCUUCGGGAAGAGUACAUGAGAAAAUAUUGCUGGAAAGAACAAUGUGAUAAACUUGUGGACAAAAUGAUGGAGAUUGUCCCAAGCAAAGAAGGUAUGACUUUGUGA
Molecule: messenger RNA, 16076 nt
Organism: Porites lobata
Lineage: Eukaryota; Metazoa; Cnidaria; Anthozoa; Scleractinia; Poritidae
Source: the annotation of a GenBank genome assembly